CUGGACACGGACCGACCGAUCUUCUCCUCCGGCGACACGGUGAACGUCGCCUGCGAGAUCACGGAGGGCAACACGAAGCGCAUCCAGAACUUCGCCGGCGUCGUCAUCAAGCGGUCCGGCGGCGGGGUCACGCAGACCUUCACGGUGCGCAAGAUGUCGUCGGGCAUCGGCGUCGAGCGCACGUUCCCCCUCUACUCGCCCACGGUCAAGGGCAUCUCCGUCAUCCGCCGGGGCUCGGUUCGGCGCUCGAAGCUCUACUACCUCCGCGGCCUCACGGGCAAGUCCGCGCGCAUCAAGGAG
Aureococcus anophagefferens is the source of this 300-nucleotide messenger RNA. RefSeq lists its product as hypothetical. The annotation marks the transcript as partial. Gene Ontology annotation, molecular function: structural constituent of ribosome. The record is from RefSeq and is a predicted model, not a curated record. The transcript has a single exon. Lineage: Eukaryota; Pelagophyceae; Pelagomonadales; Pelagomonadaceae. Gene Ontology annotation, cellular component: cytosolic large ribosomal subunit; ribosome. Gene Ontology annotation, biological process: translation.